GUUCGAACGUAUGCAUGUCAUCUAAUCGCUUCACGUUUUAUUUUGUUUCGUUAAUGUUAUAAUGCGAGAUCAUAUACAAUCGUUAGACGCAGUCCCGACCGUUAAAUAAACGGAUUCGUAAAACAACCGCUUAUGAUGCACCGUUAUCAUACAGACCAUGGUAACACAGAUGUCUGCCAUGGACACUGAUGGGCAACAAGAAUGUUCCCAGUAACGUUACCUGGUUGGUUUCCAAAGUUGCUUCUUUCAUGAAGAUGGAGGUAUCAAGAAGAAGGAUCCUCCAAAAACAUCUGGAGCCUGCAAGACCCCUGCGCCGCUGCAUUCAUGUUGACAGUGAGCCCAUAAUAAAUGCUGCUACAUGUGGACAGGCACUGAUGGAGGAAGAGGAUGAAGAGGCAAAUAUUGGCAUAGAGCAGUUCUACAGGAUUGUCAACCUCCACAAACAGAAAGAAGGCAGAAUAUCUUACACAAGAGAAUUUUUAAUUGGUCUGGCAAGUUCUCCUGAGGCCAGGAAGAAACCGAAAUUCUUGCCAGAGCACCCCAUAGUGCUAAUGGAGGCAAGAGAUCUUGGGCACCUAAGGCUUCAUGAAAUGAGAUGGAAUGGGGGAAAAGAAGACAUGGACGAAGAAAGGCUUCACUCGCCUUAAGACAUUUGCACAGGUGUUCACUUCCCAAAGAGUGUUUUUUUUUUUUUUUUGCUGAGAAAUUAGUGAAUUUAAUUUAACUUGUGACAUUUAAAUUUGCAUGUUAUAUUUGUUUGAGAUUGAUAACAGUUUGCAGUGAAAUUGCACAAAGUAAUAAUACUAAACACCACUUAUGUGCUUAAGUAUGAGUAUUGCAUGUUUACAUUUUCUACUGUAAGAUUUUGGCUGGAGUGAAGUAUUUAAAUUUUGUAAAAAAUAAACCUAGACAUAAGAACAUUAACGGCUGUUCGUCAGAUGUGGUGGUAAUGUUUUGCUUAAAGAAACUGGGUAAUGCAGACUCAUCAUCACUUAUAUUAGUCAUAAAACAAACCCUACCUGCAGUGACAGCGGUCAAAAUGAUGUUUGUCAUCAGCUGUAUUAGCUGGGAUUACAUCAGAAUUGUAAUUUAACGUGUCUUACUAAAUAUGUUAACUUCUCUUAUAAAGGAAAGUUUGACCAAACAA
Perca fluviatilis (European perch) is the source of this 1147-nucleotide messenger RNA. It is a transcript of the gene gra, whose product is annotated as granulito. Lineage: Eukaryota; Metazoa; Chordata; Actinopteri; Perciformes; Percidae. Bases 189 to 647 code for a protein of 152 amino acids. The record is from RefSeq and is a predicted model, not a curated record. The transcript has 7 exons.